This is a messenger RNA of Medioppia subpectinata, 1828 nucleotides long. Lineage: Eukaryota; Metazoa; Arthropoda; Arachnida; Sarcoptiformes; Oppiidae. The record is from the annotation of a GenBank genome assembly.
AAUUAUAUGGAUCACAAUCCCAACGCACAACCCGUGACUGUUAAAGCGUUGUACGAUUAUAAGGCCGAAAGAGGCGAUGAGCUAUCAUUCUGUAAGCACGCAAUCAUAACAAAUGUGAUAAGACUGGAGAGCGGCGGCGGCUGGUGGAGAGGCGACUACGGCGGCAAAAAGCAACACUGGUUUCCCGCAAACUUUGUCGAUGAGUUUGAAGGCCCGGAUAACUCCGAUAAGUCUUCAGAACUGAGCCAACCAUUCGGUAAUCUCCAGAAGGGAAGCAUCAAUAUUGUCGGCUGUUCUGUAGUGGCACUGAACGAAAUUUCAGCGCAAAGCGAAGCCGAGAAACUCGAUUGGAUCGCAAAGAUUAGAGAGACCUCACAACACGUCAAUGAUAUUAUUAGACAAAAUCAAGAAAUGGAGAAAAGCUUACGAAUAGCGCAGGAGUUAUCAAAUUUGAUCAUUUACUGUCGAGCCGUUCAGUUUGUUCCCAAUAAAGCCGGACAUUUCACCGAAAUGUCUUCAUUUCCUGAGUCCAAAGUGGAGAAGUUUUUGAGUCCAAACAACAGUCAAGUGAAGCUAAUAAAGCACAACGAAACACAAUUUACUCGCGUUUACCCAAAAGGGGGACGAAUUGAUUCGUCAAAUUACGAUCCCAUGAAGAUGUGGUUGAAUGGAAUCCAAAUGGCAGCUCUUAACUAUCAGACGCCCGACAGAGCCAUGCAAUUGAAUGGCGCAAAGUUUAGACAAAACGGUCGCUCGGGUUAUGUGUUGAGGAGUGAUCUCAUGUUUGACGAACACUUCAAUCCAUGCGAUAGGACUUCGCUUAAAGGCGUAUUGGGAGCGAGACAUCUGAUGAAGUCUGGCAGAGGUAUCAUCUGUCCAUUGGUUGAGGUGGAGAUCGUUGGCACCGAUUAUGACGCCCACAAACAGAAGACCACUACUAUUCCGGACAAUGGCUUUAAUCCAGUUUGGAAUCAGACAUUUGUGUUUGACAUCGAUUGUCCGGAUUUGGCAUUUUUGCGAUUCGCUGUAUACGAUGAGGACAUGUUCGGUGAUCCCAAUUUCUUAGGCCACGGAACGUAUCCAAUCAAAUGCCUCCGAACUGGUUACAGAAGUGUCCCUUUGAAGAACGAUUACAGCGAAGAAUUAGAGUUGUCCUCACUAUUAGUGCACAUCAAUAUUAAAACUAUUCGGUCCGAAGAUCCCAUUUAUUGUUCAAUUCAAGAAUUGAGGGACAGUUCACGUAAUUUGAAUAAAAUGAUAGCCGAAGCCGAAAGAAUUGGCGAUUCAUCAAAAGCUCAAAACUUUAGGACACAAUUGGGACGAAUCGAGGAGCAGCUCAUCAAAACAAACCAAGAGAGGAUGAAGAGUUCGACAAAUGGCAGCCUUUAAUGAUUCGCUAAUUCAAUCACAAAAGAAAGAAACACACAAUCAAUGGAUUUAUUUUCGCAAAAAAGCUGUUACUAUUACUUAAUGAAAUUAACUUAACAUUUAUCACAACUGUGUUAACAGUUAUCCUUAAAAGCCUUAUCCAGUGAUCAGUAUUUGCCACAAUUAUUGGACGCAUUGUCUCUUAACUAUGAAAAUAGGCCUUUUUAUUGCCAAAAAUUUUUAUACCGUAUAAAUGUUUAUAUAGUGCUGUUGUGUCUGGAAAACCAAUGUUAUAUCAAGACUGGGAUAACCACUACUGUUAUCUGAUUUGAAUUACAGGACUCGUGGGUGGAGUGAUAGCACAUACAUCGGCCCCGCAAUCAUUGAUUAAUUUAUUGCAUUUUAAUUUAUUUACACAACAAAACACAACAAUUUCGCAACUGAGCUCUCAUUAGCUGUC